Anolis carolinensis (green anole) is the source of this 4903-nucleotide messenger RNA. It is a transcript of the gene cd101, whose product is annotated as CD101 molecule. The record is from RefSeq and is a predicted model, not a curated record. Bases 717 to 3386 code for a protein of 889 amino acids. The transcript is spliced from 8 exons. Gene Ontology annotation, cellular component: membrane. Lineage: Eukaryota; Metazoa; Chordata; Lepidosauria; Squamata; Anolidae.
UUGCCCCCUGAGGGCAAAAAAAUUUGUUGUUGUUGUUGUUGAUGAUGAUGAUAACAAUGAUAAUGAUGAUGUUGACUGCAGGAGCAGGUAGAGUGGAGAGAUGUUCCAAUGCAAAGGCACCUAUUGGGAUGGCCACACAUACAAACCUGAAAUUCGUGUAGGUCUUCAGCCAUGAUGCAUAGUAAAGCCAGUUCUUUUUAAUACAGUUUAAAGGCCAAUGUAUUGCACCUGGUAUUUUGAGCAGUCUCUCAUCCAAGAACUAACCAAGCUGACCUUGUUUAGCUUUCAAUACAAAGAAAAGGAUAGAAGUUAUACGAGGAGGCAUCUGAUUAAGAGGAAAACAAGAAAUUAAAACUCACUUCUUUAUAGUGCAUAGUAUUUAGCAGAGGUGAGAUGGAGACUUGUGGGGAAAUGAAACAACCCCAAGGACAGCUUGCUUAUUAUCAAGCUUGAAUACCUAGGAUGUGAUUUAGUGGUGAGGUCCACUGAAAUCACUGGAUUAAGAACUCAGUGUCUCAAUCUGUCUAUGUAGGAUUUCACAGACUCUUACACCUGUGGCUUCUUGUGUGUAUUUCUGAGAAACAGUAUUUCUCCAAUCUGUCAGCUCUGAAACUAAGAAACCACAAAACUUCCUCACUGCUAUUUGAAGGCCAGUUGCAGGAGCUCAGUAGAGACACUUGCUCCUUGCAACGAAAGGAAGUCUAUUCGUCUUCAUAAUGAGACCCAUUCAGUGGCUGGCUGUUGGAUUCUUCCUGCUUCUUGAUUUCUGCACAGGACAAAGGAUGGUGUCCAUUCAGAAGGGCCGUCUCUAUCGAGCAAAGGGCUACCAUAUCACCAUCUGGUGUAAUGUUAGUGGGUAUCAAGGACAACUUCAGCAGGAUUUCCAAUGGUCCAUUUAUAAGCCAUCUGCUCCAGAGCUGGAACUGAAGAUUAUCGGCACUCAUGACCAGUUUUCCCCAUAUGCUGUCUAUGAUCAGCGUGUCAUAAGUAGGGAAAUUUACAUUGAAAGGCUCCAAGGAGACUCCAUUCUGUUACACCUCACAGACCUCAAGGAUCAGGAUGCUGGCGAAUACCAAUGCUACACACCUAACACAGACAGUAAAUACUGGGGGACUUACAGUGCUAAAAUGAACCUCUCAGUCAUUCCAGACACACUUUCUGCCACCAUGAAGAUGCGGUCUCUCAGCAGAGAUCAAGGAGAUUCAUUAGAGCUCACUUGUGAAGUAUCCACAGCAACAACUAUACACACCCACCUCUCUGUUGCCUGGUACAUCUUUAAAAAAGAAGGAGAUGGAACAGCCCAGAAGAUCAUUUCUCUGUCCAGGGAUUUUGUCUUGCUUCCAGGACCAUCCUAUCAGCAGAGGUUUUCUUCUGGAGAUGUCAGGCUAGACAAAACUGGGAGCAAGGAAUAUAAACUAUCGAUUGCAAACAUACAACCCUCAGACCAGGGAGAGGUGUACUGUGAAGGGGUAGAGUGGGUUCAAGAUCCUGAUGAAACAUGGAAAGAUAUUGCCCGGAAACAGACAGACCGAAUAUCCCUGACUGUCAGAAGCCUAGAUCAACCUACCUACAUACCACCCUUGUUUACAGAAAGCCAUAUGCAAUUGUUUCUGUCAACCAAUCAUGAACAAACCACAGAAGGUUCAGCAUUAGUCUUCCACUGUAAUGGGACCACAACUGAGAAAUCACUGUCUGUGACCUGGUGGCGUAUUGAGAAAAAUGGAGAUCCUCCAUUGUUCAUAGCCAGCUUGGAUCAGGAUGGCACGCUAAAGAUAGGCCAUUCCUACUUUGAACGCAGUGUUAAUGGUGAACUCAGAUUAGAGAAGCUGGGGCCUUCCAUAUUUACCUUGACCAUCUAUAAGUCUUCAGCUACCCAGGACACAGGGCUUUAUCGUUGUGAAGUGGCAGAGUUGUCUAAGGGAAAGAGCUGGAGUCAAGAGAUCGCAACAAAAGUUGAGCCACUAGGGUUGAAUUUAAAUGCUGAGCUGAGCAGCAGAAAACCAAAUGUAAAGCUUUAUGAAGAUUUUGAACUGUUCUGCAUAGUGUCUGGAAACAGCAUCACCAGCCAAGUGCCGGUGUCCAUCACGUGGCAAUUCAAAGACAGCUCUGGUAUGACUGGCUAUCAGCAAGUGGUCAAAGUCACUGCAGGAGGCAACGUUGAGUGGGGUUCAUUUGCCCCUCAUUUGAGCCUCCAGAAGAAAGCAAAGAUUACCAAAUCCUCCUCUGUAUCCCAGCUCUUAAUCCACAGUGCAACAUGGCAGGACGCAGGGAUGUAUAGGUGUGAAAUAGAAAUCUGGGAAAACUCAGGACCAGCCAGAAGUUCAGCUAUGGCACCGCAUGCUGUGAUACCCUCGAAUCCUAUUGAGAUAAAAGUUAUUCCUCCAGAAAGCAAGUUAAUCACCUACACCAGUGAAAAAUCUCUGGACGUCUUUAGCAAUGAAGAUAUAACAAUUGAUUGCAAAAUCAUAUCAUUGACGAAGAAGAAUUCUACAUUAGAAAUUACAUGGUAUUUUCUGCCAUUGUAUCCCAAGAAUGCAGCUCCACUGAUGAUUUUGAGGACCAGUUACAAUCACAUAUCAGAAUAUGGUGAAGCGUUCAAUUCUCCUCGACAGAAAUCCAAAUUUCAUAGCAAAAAGAUUUCCAACCAUUUGUAUCAACUGCUCAUUCUGUCAGCAGAUAAUGAUGUCCCGGGUAAAUAUUAUUGUGAAGUAAAUGAAUGGAUCUGGGUAAUAGAUGCUGGCUGGCAUAGCCUCGGGAAAAUGGGAUCUGGUCAAACCACAGUGUAUUUCAAGCUUUCAGAAAAUAAACCACACAUUGAAAGAACAAACCACAGCAUUACCACCACGGAAAAUGAGGAUGGGACCCUGAAAUGUAUUCUAAAGAGCCCAAUACAGCCCACCUACCGCUUCUUGGUCAGCUGGUUUAAAAAGUCAGAACACUUUGCUGCUGCAACUCUGGGGGAAAUUAUGAGUAAUGGUAGUGUUUGGUAUAGUAAUGUGAAUACGGCAAGGAGAUCGCAACCUCACAGCCCUUCAGUUGGCAACUUUUGCCUGAAACUGCAGGAUGUGGAGAUGGCCAGUGCUGGGCUGUUCUUUUGCCAGGUGGAAGAAUGGCAGGCACCCAACAGUACUGCUCCCAUCCAGCAUGAAUCAGUACCAACCAAUUCUUCCCAGAUUUGUUCUCCUCACUCUCUGUACCGCUUCCUUUUAUUCUACCCUCCAGUCCUGUUUCUUAUCUUGGUGGGUGUCUUCCUCAUGUUGUACUUCAGAAGAAAACAUGUUCCAAAGGAAAAAGUGGCUUUGGAGCAAAACAUGAUUUCUGGAGAAGAGCUUACUGUCUGGCUGGCACAAAGCCACUUUGAACCCAGUGGCAAGAAUGAUAAAUAACAGCAUAGCAGAGAAUGAAACUAGUCAACUGAAGAACAAUGAAAUGGACUGACUCUUGAAGAGAUAAUGCCACCUGGAGCUGUAUGGCAGUAGUUUUGCAGUCCUCUUGAUUGGACUCCAGACUCCAUUGACUCGUAACAACUAGUACUGCAGGGACUUAUAGUCUAAACAUUUGAGGGUCACACAGUUCCCACUUCUGCUGUACAGAGUGCAUAGAGCUAUUUAAUUCUCUUGGUCUGCCUCCAACAAGAGUGAAAAGUAGCUCCAGUUAACAAUAGUUUUUUUUUGUCUCUAAAUCUGUGGAAGCCAUUUCAGGCCUUUGAGGUUGCCACCUCUGUUCUGUUCCACCCCCCUAAAUUCAACAAAUUACCAACAAUUUGAAUGCUACUAUUUCCUUUUAAAGACUGGUGUUUAACAUAGCAAUCCUAUGCACAUUUACUCAGAGCUCAAUGCAAUUGAGUAGUAAGACGCCAAUUCUCACAUGAGUACAUGCAUGACUUUAUAGCCUAAAUCUUAAGUCAGAAGCAUGCUUUUUAAAAGCCUUAAAAUUUAUUUUUCCUAAUUUUUAUAUUAGUUGGUAACUUAUAUUACAGUCCAGUGUUAUUUAUGGUUAUAUCCAAAUGCCCUGUGUGUGUGUGUGUAUGUGGCAAAGGGGCUUAAUUACAAGUAACGUGUUACCUCAAAACUCUUAAUGUAUUCUGGGAUAUUCCUUUCGUAUGUUCACAAGUAUAUGCAUUCAUGAGAAUGAAUGUCCCUGAAGACAUCCACCUUGAAGGCAAAUACCAGAAAGUGGUAAUAGUUGGUGCACUGAGAAGUGGGGGAAUGGAAGAAGUUUGAACAAAGAGGAUUAGGUUUUCCCAUUCUAAUUGUCUAUUAUGCAACCUUCAUAGUCUGUUAUGCUAGCUUUCUUAGCUUAUUUCUCUAAGUCUCUGCAACUGAUGGUUUUGUCUUUCACUGCCGUUAAACUUAUAAAACUUUGACACUUGACUAUGUGUACCAUCACCACAUAUGUGAUACGGUCUAAUGUUAUAGGGAAGAACUUGUACCAAGCUCCCAUUAAAACCCACCCCCAAUCAUAAGGAAAAAAAUGAUCUGUUAUCAGAAUAGGCAUUAUUUGUUUGUUUAGGCGCCAUUCAUAAGAAGCACAUUUUCAUCAGACAGCAGGCAUUAUCAAUAUGGCGUGCAAGAAGUUGAGAAGAAUACCGGAAUCUAUACAGGAACUUGGCAACAGAAGUUGUGGCUGGGCUCUUUUUUUGUUCCAUGGAGGCCUUGUAAGUAUUUAAAUUGCUACCAUUGUGCAAUCCUUGGUCACCGUGAUGCCCAGAGAAGACUGAGCCAUGUGGAAAUCCAACUAUUUUCUCAAGAUCAUCCAAGGUCAUCCAUCCUAGUGUCUUGGAAUUUGCCUAGAACAUUAAAAACAAUACAAAUAUGAAGCAAAACUAGCACUCAGGGAACUCAAUAGCAAAUAAAGAUGUGCUGGUCUAGAAAUAAAACUAAGAACAGAAGUGACUUUACAA